Iphiclides podalirius (scarce swallowtail) is the source of this 324-nucleotide messenger RNA. NCBI's taxonomy places the organism in Eukaryota, Metazoa, Arthropoda, Insecta, Lepidoptera, Papilionidae. The record is from the annotation of a GenBank genome assembly.
AUGGACGCGGUGGUGAAACUUGGCGAGGUGACGCUGAUGCAAGGAGCUUUGCAGUUACUCUCCAUGCUGCAACUGACAUCUCAUCUCUUCCAGCAAGAUGGAAAUAUUUACGAUGGACAAUACUUCGAUUUCGUAAUAGUCGGUGGGGGCAGCGCUGGGAGCGUGCUUGCUAAUAGGCUCUCGGAAAUUAGCUGGGUGUCCGUGCUGCUGAUCGAAGCAGGAGGGGAUCCCCCGCUGGAGUCAAUGAUGCGUAGUCAACCUUUAGUGAAAAAGGUGAAGAAAACAUUCGCAACGCCGGAAGAGUUACAAAUGGGUACCGACCUU